AUGAAAUUCAGCGUCGCCACCAUUGCCUCCCUGGCGAUCGCAUUUUUCGACCUUGUCACGGCAGUUCCAGCUCCCGAAGCCUUCAACCAGACCGAGAUUGACGCCUUCUGGGACCAAGAAGGCCCCAUCGGCGGCGUUUCCGCCGAUGGCAUCUAUGCCACAAUCUGCAACCGCGGGCAAGACCACACCCCAGAGUCCUACGAUUGCGUUCUCGACCUCAACGGCCGCUGCUCCUACGACGGCAAAUGCUCCCAAUUCAACGUCAACGGCUUCUCGUGCACGAACAUUCCCGGCACGCAGUGCAUCGAGCUUUACAGCUUCACCAGCGUCAACCAGAUGAGUGUCUGCAACCGUGGAGGGUGUGGUGGGCAAUGCAACCCUCUGAAUCGUUUGGAUUAUCAUUAUGAUGCCAAUAGUAGGAUGUACACCGUACCGGUGCCUGGGACGCAGAGUGUGAACAAUAAUCAGCCGUAG
Zasmidium cellare ATCC 36951 is the source of this 474-nucleotide messenger RNA. RefSeq lists its product as uncharacterized. The record is from RefSeq and is a predicted model, not a curated record. Lineage: Eukaryota; Fungi; Ascomycota; Dothideomycetes; Mycosphaerellales; Mycosphaerellaceae. Bases 1 to 474 code for a protein of 157 amino acids. The transcript is spliced from 2 exons.